Achroia grisella is the source of this 2160-nucleotide messenger RNA. Its product is annotated as proton channel OtopLc-like. Gene Ontology annotation, biological process: proton transmembrane transport. The record is from RefSeq and is a predicted model, not a curated record. NCBI's taxonomy places the organism in Eukaryota, Metazoa, Arthropoda, Insecta, Lepidoptera, Pyralidae. Bases 85 to 2160 code for a protein of 691 amino acids. Gene Ontology annotation, cellular component: membrane. The transcript is spliced from 14 exons. Gene Ontology annotation, molecular function: proton channel activity.
CCCCAGUGCUGCCUCUGAGAUUAGGGCAAUGAAAAAAUAUUCCAGAAAAAAAUAUAACAAACAUUUAAGGAUUUUGAUAGACAGAUGAGUCCAGGCAAACGCGGGCCGCUGAGCGACGCAAACGAGUCGCGACCGAGCCUCACCGUCACAGAUAUGGACACAGUGCACGAGGAAAAUGACAAUGAUAGUGAUGAAUCUUCUUAUUCGGACCUGGGUCGCCUCCGGGAUCGAACCCGCGCCAUGUUGGAGACACCCGCCGAGCCAUUGGUGCAGCAUGCGCAUUCACAGCCCAGCAGCCGCAGAAUGUCUUCUGAUAUUGAAAGCAAACUAGCAGCUAACCUGAAUACUCGGCGACCAUCAGCAAUCAUCGCAGCGUUCCGACGACCAUCGCAGGCGCUCGCAUUGUGUGCCGCAACUCAACGCAGAUUCCUGUCCGAACUGUCACCACAUUCGCGUGCCUCCGUCGCUUCCACCGUACACGAACACCCGCCGUCGGCAGCAGAGAUUUUGGGACACGAAGCUCUAAGCAAAGCGUUGUCAGCGCUCUAUGCCAAACUUUUAGUGGUUCUGGGACUAGCAUUUCCUGUCACAGAAGUCAUUGCUAAUGGUGUUCCAGAUACAUAUUAUCAGGGUUUUUAUCUAUAUCUUUAUCUAGUUUCUCUUCUAUUUGUAAUAUUUCAAUAUGCAACUUUAAUGCGCCAAAAAGCAGUGACCCUAAUUAUACAUACCCUAGAAGACCCUGAAAAAGAAGAAAAAAAUGGCAAAACCACGCCAGGUGAAAAAGCGAAGCCAAAAGAAAACAAUCUCUCUCGUUAUGGAAGUUUCUAUUUAAGAUUAGGUGCUAUUGCAUUCGGCAUUGGGUCUAUGGUGUACAGUGGUUUAGAGUUCGGUGAAUAUUUUGAAAUGACAGAUCGUUGCCGAUCUGUUCUUGCAGUUAUAACUCCAGGUUUGCGGAUGGCGCUGACGUUAGCACAAAUGCAAUUUAUUUUUCUAACAAAUAAAGAUAUCGAAGCAAGUAGUUACAAGUUGAUUCAGAGAUUUGGAUUUAUGCAUAUGAUCGCUACGAAUUUGUGCGAGUGGCUAUACGUUUUGGUUGAAGAAACAAAGCACGAAAUACAUCAUUUAGAAAUUCAUCAUAUCUCGAAUAGUACCCACCUCAAUGACACUUUUGAAAUACAUUGUCGAAGAGCCAAUAUUAUGGGAGCGCUCCUGCAGAAUGCGUCACCUUUUCUAUUUCCAUGUACUAUCGAGUAUUCUCUUAUUUGUGCUGUAAUUUUGUAUGAAAUGUGGAAGGAGGUAAAAUGUACGCCAGAAGACUUUGAAAAAAAAUUCAACUAUACUAAAGCCAAGUCCCGUAAUAACUCAAUGACACCUGAAAAAAUUCUACAACAAUUCGCGGGCAUGCUAGGAGUAAGUUCCCCACACGGAAGCCGGGCAGCACUUCAUCACUUCUCUGUAGACUGCUCUCAUGCACACCGUGGACUCUUUGCUGGAAUUCUGCUUAUAGUCAUCACUAUUAUUUCACUCAUCAUGUUCUUCGUGUUAGUGAGCAAUCCGGAGACUGUUAAUGAUGCCAUAUUUGAAGUGAAUAUAUGCGAGCUCGUUCUCUAUUCAUUGACUCUCUUAGCUGCAGCGGCAGCUAUCAAGCAAAUGCGAGUGUUGCCAUAUAAAAGGAGGUCAGAAGCGGUACUCGGGCUUGACACGUCGCUCCUGAUUCUUGCACAGUCGGGCAUGUUCGUGUACUGCAUGUUCAGUUUAAUUGGAUGCCACCAUACAAUGCAAAGCGAUCAGGGCGCUGGUCUCACUGGCUUUUUUUCUGAAUUUUUAUCUUUAAAUCAGACAAUAUUACAAUCCUUGUUCAUAAUAGACGCUUGGUGGCGCCGUAGUGCCACUUCAGAACAGAGGCGGGAGAAGCCUGGUCGACAACUAGUCACAUUUUUACUCGUCGCUAACAUGGCAAUGUGGGCCAUUAAUACACUUGAGAAAAACCGUGCGGAGUUUAGGCCAGCUCAUCUUUCAUUCUACGGACCCUGGGCGUGGACAAUCAUCACACAUGUGUCUAUGCCACUCGCCAUCUUCUAUAGAUUUCACUCUACUAUUUGCCUCUUCGAAAUUUGGAGACAUAGUUUUAAGAAUAAACCAAUAUAUCUGGAUGUAUAA